Molecule: messenger RNA, 1775 nt
Organism: Olea europaea var. sylvestris
Lineage: Eukaryota; Viridiplantae; Streptophyta; Magnoliopsida; Lamiales; Oleaceae
Product: inactive ubiquitin carboxyl-terminal hydrolase 53-like
Exons: 7
Coding region: 22-1068 (348 amino acids)
Biological process (GO): protein deubiquitination
Molecular function (GO): cysteine-type deubiquitinase activity
Source: RefSeq, a predicted model, not a curated record
CCAACAAAGAAGCAGCCAGUAAUGGGUGACUUGGACUUUCCAUCAAAUAAAGUCAGGGUUGAUGGUGAUACUGGAAUGGAUAUAUACGGCCCAGGUCUGAAAAAUGAAGUUGGUGAAUAUAAUUGCUUUGUUAACGCCAUAAUACAGUCCUUGUGGCACCUUAGACGGUUUCGAGAUGAAUUUUUUAGGAGAUCUUCAUCUGGACAUGAUUGUGUUGGUAAUCCUUGUGUUAUAUGUGCUCUAUCUGAUAUCUUCAUUUCUCUGAGAACGCUAUCUAUGUAUACUCGAAGAGAAGCUGUUGCUCCUACUUCUUUGAGGGUUGCUCUGAGCAAUCGGUCUUCUGACAUUAAGUUCUUCCAGAAGGGACAGAUGAACGAUGCUUCUGAAUUGCUUUGGGUAAUAUUUGAUUGCUUUCACCAAUCAAUGCCUUGUGAACCUGUAGUACGGGUGGGCUCCUGGGAUUGCAAGGGGUUCUCUUGUAUUGCACAUUCGGUUUUCGGAAUGGACAUAACUGAAAGAAUGAAGUGCGACAGUUGCAGUUUGGAGUCCAGGCAUCUAAAUUACACAACAUAUUUUCGUCAUACCAAUGCCAGUGCUCUAAGAGAAAUGAAGGUUAUGUACCCAGAAAAUACCUUUGACGAGCUUUUAAAUCUGGUUGAGAAGAAUCAACCGUUAGCUUGUGAUCCAGAAACUCGUGGCUGUGGAAAGCUCAACUACAUUCACCAUGUUCUCUCUUCUCAACCCCAAAUUUUCAUAACUGUUCUGGGUUGGCAGAAUAAUUGUGAACGUCUCGAUGACAUAAGAGUAACAUUAUCAGCCCUGUCGACUGAGAUUGAUAUCAGUGUGCUUUAUCAUGGUCUUGAUCCGAAAAGCAUACAUUGCUUGGUUUCCAUGGUUUGCUAUUAUAGGCAGCACUAUAUUUGUUUUGCCUACAGUCACGAAUCAGAAAAGUGGAUCAUGUAUGAUGACGAAACUGUAAAGGUAAUUGGUGGCUGGAAUGAUGUUGUUUCCAUGUGUGAAAGAGGACGCCAGCAACCCCAAGUCCUCUUUUUUGAAGCUGUAAACUAGUACUUAAAUGGGUUGAAUGUGCUACUUGAUACGCAUUUUAGCAUCAGCGUGUCAUUCAGUCUUGAACACAAAGCAUAGUGAUAUCUGCCUCAGUAGAUUUUUAGGUCAGUUUGUAACUGAACUUUCUGAUAUAUACCAAUGUCAACAUGAAGGCCGGAAUUUUAUCAUAAAGUAGAGAUUUUUGUUGUAUAACGACCAGCAAUGAGAGCAAUUAUGUGUAAGAAAAGGAAAAAAGUUUGAAAUGUGGUUUGACUGAAGAAAGUAAAAAUAGAAAAUAGGUUUUGAUGCUCACUGGAGGCUCAGCAAAACUGGGUUUUCCUCAGCUGCUUUCUUCUAAUUCUGUGAUCUUAUCAACUGGGUUGAUUAAAGAUGGAACAGUAACAACUACCUCGAUUUUGGAGAUGUGUGGUACUCAGAGGAUGUGAAAAUUGACUUCUUAAAGGCAACUAGCACCUACGUUUGAUGGAUACCAAAAUUGUAUAGAGAAUUUCUUGUACUUAGAUUCAAAAAUCAGAUUGUUUUCCAGAGGAAAUUGUGUAUAAAUUGAAUACCGGCCCCUUGUCUUCUGCUACUGCCGCCUAUAGUAAUAUCUCCUUUUCAGUUUUCUUUUGUGAAAAAUUUGUUAGGUCACACUGUAUAGAACUCUUGUAUAUUGUAUCGUAUAUCAGGUUGAUGAUGGAAGAAAUAAAUGGAACGACUUAUUUCUA